Molecule: messenger RNA, 670 nt
Organism: Colletotrichum destructivum
Lineage: Eukaryota; Fungi; Ascomycota; Sordariomycetes; Glomerellales; Glomerellaceae
Exons: 2
Coding region: 60-491 (143 amino acids)
Source: RefSeq, a predicted model, not a curated record
GCGAAUAAUGACGUCGCUCGUCGUUGACGUCAUAGGAAACACAGCCAGCCACUGUACCCAUGUACCAUCAUCACGACGUCCUUUUAAACAAAAACCACCGACCGAUACCAGCAUUGCCUCGGCAGCUAGGAACCAACACAUUAUAUAUCAAAUCACUUCCAAUCCUCGUCGCUAAUCCCUUCAAACUACCAAACCCGUUCAUAAUGGCCUCCCAAAACACAAACAACCAGCAACAGCAACCCGGCCUCGUCGCCGGUCACGCCGAGUACGUCAAGGGCGUCGCCGAGGCCGCCAUCGGUAACGUCACGGGCUCCCACGCCUGGACGUCGUCCGGCGAGCAGGACAAGGCGCACGCGGCCUCGGCACUCAAGGCCGCGAGCCAGCAGCGCGACCCCUCGACGCAAGGGUACGGCAAGGUCGAGGAGGUCGCGGGCAAGGCGUUCGGGUGCGACGGGAUGAAGCAGGAGGGUGCUGCCAGCAAGCAGGAGUGAAUGAAUGCCUCUGGGACGGGGACUGGCGUGUGAGAUAUUUGUAGGAUUAGAUAACGAGUCCUGACGAUUGGUCAGAAUAAUGCUCCCUUCACCUAUAUGUUCUGCAUGUCCAUGCUGUUAUGGGUGAUGAAAAUGUGAUGAAUGUCGUCUUGGGCUGUAUUUUUCCCGGGGGGGAGGGG